This is a messenger RNA of Loa loa (African eye worm), 1221 nucleotides long. RefSeq lists its product as hypothetical. Bases 1 to 1221 code for a protein of 406 amino acids. NCBI's taxonomy places the organism in Eukaryota, Metazoa, Nematoda, Chromadorea, Rhabditida, Onchocercidae. The record is from RefSeq and is a predicted model, not a curated record. The transcript has 8 exons.
AUGUCAUCAUUCUUGACCACUAUCGCAAGUGCCAGCAAUGGCAGUAAUAAAGUAAGCGAUAAAGCAACAACCAGUACAAAACAAUUUUUAACAUUUCCAUUUCGCCGGCGACGAAAACAUUAUACAAUAAAUCCACCGGAUGACACUUAUCACGUUGUUUACCUUGGUAAUGUAUUGACCAUCAUCGCUAAAGGCGAGGAAUGUUUGGCGAAGCCUCUUUCGUUAAUUUGGCGUACGUAUUGCAAUAGGCAGCGUGCGGAGCUACCUAUGAAACUCACUGUUACACGUUCCGGACUUAAGGCAGAAACAAAGCAACAAGGUAUCACAGAGUAUUGGUCACAUCGGUUGACAUAUUGUUCGGCUCCGUCAAAUUUGCCGCGAGUAUUUUGUUGGGUUUAUAAGCACGAAGGGAAAAAGAUGAAACCAGAACUGAGAUGUCAUGCAGCACUAUGCAAAAAGCGAUCAGAUCCGUAUAGAAUAGCUGAUACACUUGAACAUUAUCUUCGAGCUGCCCUUCAGGAAUAUCGGCGCGAGAAAUUGUGUCGUCAAAAUGCUCGAAUCAAUGCUUUGACUAUUGGACAACCACCUAUUGGACCUAAAAGAAAACUCUUGCUGCAAACAGGUUCACUCAAUUUUCGUCCUCCAGUUAGUCUUUCAAAAAGUGCUCCAAGACUGUUUGCUAUCGAUGAGGAAAAUGAAUAUCCUGAGGAACAACAGGACGAAUAUUCGGACACAGAUUCAUUAUGUUAUGGGGAAUCAGCGGUCAGUGGUGAUGUUUGUAGUAUGAAUAGUUUGGAAAGUAAUGAAACAGCGGAAAUUUCGCUCUCUCGACAGAAUUCUUUCCAGGGCGGUGGUGAUAGCAAACAGCACCUAAUGAGGAGACUAUAUGAUAAGAGGCUAAAGCAAGAAGAACAGCGGAAUGGAUCAGUGGCUAGUGAUAUUAGCUCAAACUUGGAAUCUGGUCCACCAUCCAGUGUUAGUUCAGAUGAUGGGAUGCAAUCCAGUGAUUCAGAAAAUCGAACAUGGGAAAGACGAAGAUUACCGAGCGCAGAAAAAUCAUCGGAACGAGAAACAGACACAAUAAGCGAAGAAUCUGGUUAUCAUGAUUUUGAUUAUGGCUUUAACAGUAGCACUGCUGAAGAUGAUAACUGUGAUCGGAAUAACGAAAUUCGUUACGAUGAUGAUGAAAGUCAGUACGAUGAACAAGUUACUGCACUUUAA